GGAACACUAAAUUGUUAAACUCCCAUGGAUCCUUCUGAGAAUGUAUUCAAAUACGAAACUGCCUACGAUCUUCUGGUACGUCUUGGAGCAGAAAGACUGUUUUUGAGAACAUGCCUUUCAAUUCUGGAUCCGGUUCUAGAACUUCAUCCAGGAAAAUGCUACGAAAUUGAUGGCGAUUUAGGAGUUGGUAAAACACAGAUAUGCUACUCAUUUGCGGCGAAAUUUCUUCAAACCAAAAAAACUGCAAAAAUGGGCUGGAUCGGUGCGACUCCUCUACGAACGGAUCACCUUCUUUUACAUAUUGAACAUUUUGGAAAUCAAACAAACGAAGAUAUUCUCGACAGAAUCGUGUGCAAAAGAGUAGAGAAAAUUGCGGAGCUUCAGGAUUCUUUAACUCGAUUUUUGGAUACAAUAAAUCUACAAUUGGUGAUUGUUGAAAACAUUGACGCUAUUCUCCAUGAUACUGUUUAUCAUAAGGAAAUGGGAAGAUCAAUGCAAUCUGAUGUUGUCGAGAGAAUCAGAAAAUUGACGAAAUUAGAGAUUACUGUGAUUUUGACAAAUCACAUUACACACUGGCGUGGGUACCCGGCACCGGCUCUCGGAGCAUUCUGGUCAUCACAAAUCAACAAUCGAUUUUUCAUAGAGAAGCGAAACGACGACUCAGAUAUCAGAAUUGUUUCUGCAAUGAAGGGUGAACAAGAUGACGGAAUGAAUCGAAUCGAGUUCAAGAUAGGUGAUCGAGGACUCAAAGCAGUGGAAUGACGGAUCCAUUUUAUCCACGAGCAACGAAUGUUUUUCUUCUAAUUUUCUCCGUCCAUCAUCUAUAGUCUCGUAUUGUGUUUGAAUCCAUGGAGACGGCUGAACGAAUAAGUGCUGCGGCAUCUGCAGCAAGCUCGAGACGUGCCAAAAGAUUGGCUCAACAAGCUCAUAAGACUCAUCCUGUCAUUCAAGCCAAACAAAAUCAG
This is a messenger RNA of Caenorhabditis elegans, 965 nucleotides long. It is a transcript of the gene rfs-1, whose product is annotated as RAD51-like protein 1. Bases 25 to 762 code for a protein of 245 amino acids. The record is from RefSeq and is marked reviewed. Gene Ontology annotation, molecular function: ATP binding; DNA binding; ATP-dependent DNA damage sensor activity. The transcript has 5 exons. Gene Ontology annotation, biological process: DNA repair. Gene Ontology annotation, cellular component: nucleus. NCBI's taxonomy places the organism in Eukaryota, Metazoa, Nematoda, Chromadorea, Rhabditida, Rhabditidae.